UUUUGCUUUGAUCGAACUUAAGCAGAAGAACAAAAACUAACACUCAAAAACUCAACCUCACUUUUGCUCUCUUCUUUCUUCACUCUCGCAAAUUUCCCACCUUCAUUCAUCUCUCUUUAAAAAAACCCUAGAAAUUGAUUUUCUCUCUCCUCCUUCAUCAUUCUGCUACGAUGCAGGAAUUCUCAUCGACAGUUUCCAGCCAUAUCCGCUUUCUUCUUCAGAGCUUGAAUGGAUCCAAUUCUGACGCUGUAUUUCGAGAACUAUGUCAGUUUACGGAACAUGGGUUGGAAGGAAGCUUAUUGAUCCUGCAGAGCUGCUUGGAUUAUAUGAAUUUAUGUGGGACAGAUGUAAAGAAUGUCCAUCUGCACCCAGUUGUAUCUUCAGUAUUUAGAUUCAUUUUGGAUAAACCAAAUUUCAGUACUGUUCUCUGUCAGUGUCUUAAACAUGUCACAAUCAGAGAUGGAUUCCUUGAUGAUUUAUCAAAUGCACUAGGGCUCUCACUUCCUGAAAAAAUUGCCACUGGUCUUGCAUUCUCAGAGUCUGAAAACCCUGAUGCCAGACUGAUUGGGACAAACUUCUGCAUGACUCAGAUUGAGGGGUUGUUUGGCAAUCCCAGCACCAUUGAACCUACUGAGCAAAUCCAGAAUAUCUUUAUGUUCCUUCACCGAUGUGAGGGUCUCUCAAAGCAUGUUGAUACCUUUACGCAGAUGUUGAGUUUGAUGCAGCUGAAAGAGGGGGUCCCACUUGUUUUGUCUCCCCUGCUCCCAGAUGAUCUGAAUGAGACGAAAUUUAUCAGCAGGAGCAUGGAUUUGUUCUAUGAUUCUAAUGAGGACGACUUUGAUGCUAUUGUUGCUGAAAUGGAGAAGGAGAUCAGUAUGGCAGAUGUCAUGAAAGAAUUGGGAUAUGGAUGCACGAUGAGUGCCUCAAAAUGCAAGGAAAUAUUGUCUCUUUUCAUGCCACUUACUGAAGCAACCAUUGCUAGGAUUCUGGGCAUUGUUGUCCGUACUCAUGCUGGUCUUGAGGACAAUACAACUACAUUUUCGUCAUUCCUAUCUGCAAUUGGUAGCAACCCUUUGGCUGAUCUCCCAUACCUCAGUUCUUGGGAUGUUAAUAUUCUUGUUGAGACAAUUCAAUUGCUUGCACCUGAAACCAAUUGGGUAGAAGUCAUGGAGAAUCUGGACCAUGAGGGAUUCCACAUCCCAAACGAAAACGCCUUCGCAUUUUUUAUGACCAUUUACAAGCAUGCCUGUCAGGACUCCUUUCCUCUCCAUGCUAUAUGCGGGUCAGUUUGGAAGAAUUCUGAGGGGCAACUCUCCUUUCUCAAGUAUGCAGUAUCUGCAUCACCUGAUAUAUUUACCUUUGCACAUUCGAUUAAGCAACUGGGUUCUGUUGAUCAAGUCUCUGGUUUGAAAACUCAAUCUGGACAAUCAAAUCAUGCAUGGUUUUGUCUUGAUCUUUUGGAUGUAAUAUGCCAGUUGGCUGAGAGGGGCCAUGCUGCUACUAUUCAGUCCAUGCUUGAGUAUCCUCUUAAGCACUGCCCUGAAGUACUGCUUCUCGGGGUAGCACAAAUCCAUACAACAUAUAAUCUUCUUCAGCAUGAAGUUUCUUCUACUGUUCUACCAAUGAUAAUUGCUAAUGCUAGCAGAAAAGGAGUAAUCCUUCACCUCUGGCACAUCAACCAUCAGUUGGUAUUGCGUGGAUUUGCUGAUAUUCUAGCUAGUGGUUCAGACAGCGUUCACAGGAUUUUAGAUAUAUGCCAGGAAACAAAGAUUCUCAACCAUGUCUUGGAGCGGAUGCCUUUCUCUUUUGCUAUCAAACUGGCUGCAUUUGCUUCUCAAAAGGAGCUUUUAGAUCUUGAGAGAUGGUUAAGUGAUAAUUUAAUGACAAGUAAAGACACUUUCUUUAAGGAAUGCUUUAACUAUAUUAAAGAGAUACAGAGUCAAGCUGUAUCAGAAGAAAAUGCUAACAGGCUGCAUCAAACUGCUUCAUCGGCUAAUCUUGGUUCGCAGAGUGCUCUUGUUAUCUUGAAGGUCCUUCAAGCCAAUGCUCGCACAAUGACCUCCAAAGGUCUUUGUGAUGAAAUCGAGAAAAUGCAUGUAUCUGUGAUGAAUGGCAGUUUGAUUCAGCAGAAUGAUGGGGUGAAUGAUACAUCCUCCUCAAAUACAUAUUCUGAUGAUAUUGAGGCAGAGGCAAAUUCCUAUUUUCAGAGCAUGUUUGCACAACAGCUUACUAUUGAUGAGAUGGUCCAAAUGCUUGGGUGUUUUAAAGAAUCCUCUGAGAAAAGGGAACAAUCCAUUUUUGAGUGCAUGAUCUCCAAUUUAUUUGAAGAGUACAGGUUCUUUCCUAAAUACCCUGAGAGACAGCUUGGAAUUGCUGCUCUGUUAUUUGGCUCUAUCAUCAAGCAUCAGCUAGUUACUCAUCUGCCGCUUGGAAUUGCACUUCGUUGUGUUUUGGACGCAUUACGAAAGCCUGCUGACUCAAAGAUGUUUGCGUUUGGUACCAAGGCUUUGGAACAGUUUGUCAAUCGUCUGGAUGAGUGGCCCCAAUAUUGCAAUCAUAUCUUGCAGAUAUCUCACCUUCGUGGUACUCAGCCUGAACUCGUUGCAUAUAUCGAAGGGGUUCUUACCCGUAAGUCUCAUGGUGGAAACGGUCCUGUUGACCAACUUAAUAUCUCAUCUCUUGGAACAACGGGCAGUGAGAUAAUUGGAUCUACUGCAUCACAAUUGGGGCAAACGCUUUCUUCUCCACUACCGACCCUACCAAGGCCCCCAAUGCUGGUUGAUGAUGGAACUAAGACUUCUUCAAGUCUGAAUAGCUUCACAAAGCCAUUUGUAGCUGCUUCUGCUCAAUCUACUGCUACAUCUGUAGCAGAAACAGUUAGUGUUCCAAAGAUUCCGAGUCCACUGACUGCACCUGGUAUGCUGUCUUCAUCUCAAGGGAUUGCUCGUAGCCGAGGAGUUACCAAUGCCAGGUUUGGUUCGGCGUUGAACAUAGAGACACUCCUUGCUGCAGCAGAACGAAGAGAUCCUCCAAUAGAGCCAUCGUCUGAGGCCCAGGAUAAAAUUUCAUUCAUCGUCAACAACAUCUCUACUACUAACAUGGAAGCUAAAGCCAAAGAAUUUUCAGAGAUUCUAAAGGAGGAAUGCUAUCCUUGGUUUGCACAAUAUAUGGUGAUGAAAAGAGCUAGCAUUGAGCUUAAUUUUCAAGAGAUGUACCUAAAGUUCCUGGAAAAAGUAAAUUUAAAAGCGCUGAAUAAGGAAAUUGUUCAGGCAACAUAUGAGAAUUGCAAGGUUCUUUUAGGUUCUGAGCUCAUAAAAUCAAGUUCUGAAGAGCGCUCUUUGCUAAAGAACUUGGGAAGCUGGCUUGGGAGACUUACAAUUGGCAGAAAUCAAGUUCUUAGGGCUCGUGAUAUUGAUCCCAAAUCUUUGAUUAUAGAGGCCUAUGAGAAAGGAUUGAUGAUUGCUGUUAUUCCUUUUACUUCCAAGAUAUUGGAACCAUGUCAAAGCAGUUUAGCUUAUCAACCUCCAAAUCCUUGGACAAUGGGGAUUCUUGCUUUGCUUGCUGAAAUUUACGCAAUGCCAAACUUAAAGAUGAAUCUUAAAUUUGACAUUGAGGUGCUGUUUAAAAACCUUGGAGUUCAGAUAAAAGAAGUGACGCCCACUUCUCUUUUGAGAGAUCGUGUGCGGGUAGUUGAAGGAAAUCCUGAUUUUUCAAACAAAGAUUUUGUAGCACCACAACCACCAGUUUCUUCUGAAGAUCAAGUGGUAAUACCUGAGCCCAUGGAGCCUCCUAAAUCCCAGCUUCCUGUUCCAAUUUCUCCGUAUGUUGUUCCUCCCGAGGAUGAUAAAGUGGGCAGUAUGGGAUUUUCUGAUCAGCUUCCUUCUGCUCAAGGAUUGCUCCAAUCUACUAGUUCUCAAUCACCGUACAAUAUGACUCAGUUACCUCCUUCAAUUACUAGUCUUGGAGCUCAUGUCGUUGUGAAUUCGAAGCUCAAUAGUAUGGGCCUACACGUGCACUUUCAAAGGGUGCUUCCACUUGCUAUGGAUAGAGCUAUCAAAGAAAUUGUGCCUGGUAUAGUGCAGCGUAGUGUUUCCAUUGCAAAUCAAACAACUAAGGAGCUUGUAAUCAAGGAUUAUGCCUUGGAGUCGGAUGAGAGCCGCAUAUACAAUGCUGCACAUUUGAUGGUUGCUAGUCUUGCUGGAAGCCUAGCUCAUGUGACUUGCAAGGAACCUCUGCGAGGCUCAAUAUCUAGCCAGCUGCGUAAUAUGAUUCAGGGAGUGAAUAUCGGAAGUGAAGUUUUAGAACAGUAUGUGCAGCUUGUGACCAAUGAUAACCUUGACUUGGGCUGUGCCAUAAUUGAACAAGCAGCAACAGAGAAGGCUGUACAAACUAUUGAUGGGGACAUCUCGCAACAGCUGUCAUUAAGAAGGAAGCAUAGAGAAAGUCUUGGUUCCUCAAUAUACGAUGCUAGCAUAUAUGCACAAGGUCCAAUGGGUGUCCUACCAGAAACUCUUCGUCCUACCCCUGGACGCUUGUCUGUUUCCCAGCAACGUGUUUAUGAGGAUUUUGUGCGGCUUCCGUGGCAAAACCAACAGUCAACUCAAAGUGCUAACCCUGCACUUCCUGUUCAUUCUCCUUCUCCUGCUGGUGGGAGCUUCCCACGUGCAUUUAGUGCAUCUUCAGGACAACCAAGUGCGAAUGUUUACUCCUCUGGACUAGGGAAUACUGGGUUUGGUGUGGGUUCUCAGUCCAUUGAUCUGGUUUCGGAGGAGAUGGAAUCAUCAUCAAUUCAGAUGCUAAGCACUUCUGCCCUAAGCCAGAUUAGAACUUCUGAUAGUGUGGGUUCUCAGCGCUCUGAGAUUGAUUCGGCACCUGUUUCUUCUUCUGCUGGGCCACUUCUGGAUCCACAAUCAGCUGAAUCCACUGCAAGUAUUAAGGAAUCUGGAAUAACCUCUCAGCCACUUCCUCUGGGAUCUGCACCUAUAGGAACUGGUCUUUCAGAGCCUUUAUUGACAACUGGAGAUGCGCUGGACAAAUACCAGAUAGUUGAAUCGAAGCUGGAAACAGCACUAGCUAAUGAUGUCAGAGACGGGGAGAUUCAGUCUAUUGUCCUGGAAGUUCCACAGAUCAUACUGAGAUGCGUCAGUCGAGAUGAAGCUGCUGUGGCUGUUGCACAAAAGGUUUACAAAGCUUUGUAUGAGAACGGAGGCAGUAGUUUGCACAUUACUGCUCAUCUUGCAAUUUUAUCUGCUAUCCGUGAUGUGUGCAAGCUUGUGGUGAAAGAGCUUACUAGCUGGGUGAUUUACUCAGAUGAGGAGCGUAAGUUUGAUAAGGACAUUACUGUUAGCCUUAUAAGAAGAGACUUGCUGAACUUGGCUGAAUAUAAUAUUCAUAUGGCAAAGCUUCUUGAUGGAGGAAGGAACAAACUUGCGACAGAAUUUGCUGUUUCCCUUCUUCAAACAUUGGUGAAUGAGGAACCUAAGGUUAUUUCAGAACUGCAGAAUUUAGUUGAAGCUCUACCAAAGCAGCUUGCUGUGAGGCCUGGGUCUCCUGAGUUGCUGCAGCAACUAGUUGAAACUGUGAAGAAUCCGGCUGCUACUGUUGGUGGCCUUACCAGUCCUAAUACUGGAAAAGAUGAUAAGAACAGACAGGCUAGAGACAAAAAGGUUUCUCAAUCUUUGGCAAGUAGGGGCGGCUACAACAAUUUAGAGGUCAUGGAGCCCGAUGCCUCUAAUUUCCAGAAGCAGGUUUCUCCACUUUUUGCAGAAUGGUACCAGAUAUGUGAAGUUUCUUCUGGUUUUGAUAAUGCAUGCAUGAGAUUCGUUCUACAGCUACAUCAAAGUGGUUUACUUAGAGGGGAUGAUAUAACAGACCGCUUUUUCCGGGUUCUUUUGGAAAUAUCUGUGUCACAUUUUGGUGAAGUGGUGCAACAAUCACCUAAACAACCACCUCACCUAAUCCAGACCUCCUUCCUUGCCAUUGAUAGCUAUGCUAAACUAGUAUAUUCAAUCUUAAAGCAUUGCCCAGUGGAUCAGGGAACUAGCAAACUGUUUCUCUUACCCAAGAUAUUAGUGGUAACUGUCAGAUCGAUUCAAAAAGAUGCGGAUGAAAAGAAAGAAGAAUUUAAUCCCAGGCCAUAUUAUAGGCUCUUUAUAAAUUGGUUGUUAGACUUUGGUUCAUUAGACCCUGUGCACGAUGGUAUUAAUUUCCAGGUUUUGUCAGCUUUUGCAAAUGCAUUCCAUGCCUUGCAGCCCCUUAAAGUACCUGCUUUCAGCUUUGCGUGGCUUGAGCUUGUUAGUCACAGAACUUUCAUGCCUAAAUUGCUUGCUGGGAACUCUCAGAAAGGAUGGCCCUUGCUUCACCGUUUGUUGGUGGAUUUGUUCCAGUUCAUGGAGCCUUUCUUGAGGAAUGCUGAAAUGGGAGAAUUGAUACGCUUUCUGUACAAAGGAACUCUGAGAGUGCUGCUUGUGCUGCUGCAUGAUUUUCCAGAAUUCCUGUGCGACUAUCAUUUCAGCUUUUGUGAUGUUAUUCCCCCUAGCUGCAUACAGAUGCGAAAUAUUAUCCUCAGUGCUUUUCCUCGCAACAUGAGACUUCCAGAUCCUUCAACUCCAAAUUUGAAGAUUGAUUUGCUGGAAGAGAUGAGCCAAGCACCUCGUAUAUUGUCCGAUGUGGAUGCAGUUCUGAAGGCAAAGCAAAUGAAAGCAGAUGUUGAUGAGUAUCUCAGGACAAGGCAACAAUCGUCUCCAUUUCUCAGUGAACUGAAGCAGAGAUUUCUACUUCCACCUAGUGAGGUCACACAUGCUGGGACCUGUUAUAAUGUACCUCUGAUCAAUUCACUUGUGCUGUAUGUUGGAAUUCAGGCAGUUCAGCUUCUUCAGGCACGAAAUCGGUCCCAAUCUCAACCAGUCAGUUCUGAUCCGUUGGCAAUCAAAGCAGCGUUAGAUAUUUUUCAGACUUUGAUGAGGGAUUUAGAUACAGAGGGCCGCUAUCUGUUCCUAAAUGCGAUUGCUAAUCAGUUGCGUUAUCCAAAUACUCAAACACAUUACUUUUCCGUCGUCCUUCUCUACUUAUUCACUGAUGCACACCAGGAAAUUGCUCAGGAGCAAAUUACCAGAGUAUUGUUAGAAAGGCUAAUCGUAAAUAGGCCACAUCCGUGGGGUCUGCUGAUUACAUUUAUCGAAUUAAUCAAGAACCCUGGAUACAAUUUCUGGAACCGUUCCUUCACUAGGUGUGCACCUGAAAUUGAAAAACUGUUUGAGUCUGUUUCGAGAUCAUGUGGGGGCCAAAAGCCUGUUAAUGAAAGCAUGGUUGGCUCAGGAGGUUUGUCCGAAAGCGCCCAUUGAAGUAAAACUUUAUUUGUAAAUGUCUUAGUUAGAAUUAGUCUUCUAACAUGAUUAGAAGGGGCUGUAAAAAUGUAACAGAACUGUGAAUAUUGCACAUUUUCAGAUGUACCAACAAGAUGGGUAUAGUUAACGCGUUUUCUUAAAUCACUGUUCAUUUUGUACAUUUAAGUUUCUAGCUGCAACUUUGACCUACUAGACAAUUUAUAUGUAACUUUUUUUUUGAAUUGUAGUCGGUUAAAAGCUAAAUUUACAUUAGGAAAUGAUAUAGUACUUGUCUUUAUUGA
Beta vulgaris subsp. vulgaris (sugar beet) is the source of this 7627-nucleotide messenger RNA. RefSeq lists its product as uncharacterized. Gene Ontology annotation, cellular component: CCR4-NOT core complex; P-body. NCBI's taxonomy places the organism in Eukaryota, Viridiplantae, Streptophyta, Magnoliopsida, Caryophyllales, Amaranthaceae. Gene Ontology annotation, biological process: nuclear-transcribed mRNA catabolic process, deadenylation-dependent decay. The transcript has 51 exons. Bases 171 to 7343 code for a protein of 2390 amino acids. Gene Ontology annotation, molecular function: molecular adaptor activity. The record is from RefSeq and is a predicted model, not a curated record.